Lactuca virosa is the source of this 1827-nucleotide messenger RNA. NCBI's taxonomy places the organism in Eukaryota, Viridiplantae, Streptophyta, Magnoliopsida, Asterales, Asteraceae. The record is from the annotation of a GenBank genome assembly.
AUGGGAUUUGGGAGUUUGUUAGGGAUGAAGAUGAUUGACGUACCGUUGAAGAUUGUUUAUUAUGUUCUUGAUCAUUUUAAUUUUGAAUCUUUGAAGGUGGAGUUUGAUAAUUGUGAAGUUAGUGUUGAUAGUAAGUCUGUUCAAGAGAUGUUAGGAUUACCAUCUGGUGGCUCAUUACUUUCAAACAUGGAUUACAUUUCGGAGAAUAAUGAAGAGAGCUGUAUGUUUGAGUGGAAGAAACAAUACGAAAAUAUUGAUAAAUUGAGAUUGAAACAGCUAAAGAAUGAACUUGUUCAAACUAGUGCUGCGGAUGACAACUUCAGAAUCAAUUUUUUGGUUGUUUUUAUUAAUACUUUCUGUGAGUCUACAAGCAUGAGUAAAUGUAAUCUGAAUCCAUUGUAUUUAAUCAGAAGAGAUACUGAUUUAAGUAGCAUUGACUGGUGCGAUUACAUUGUGGAUUGUUUGGUAAGGACGAAGAAGGUUUACAAUCCAGAGAAAGAAUCUUCUUUAUUUUAUGGACCAGCAGCAUACCUUAUGUUGUUGUAUGUGGAUACUUUCAAGUUUUAUCAUUUGCAAGUCACACGUAAACGUCCAACUAUUUUUUAUUGGACGUCAGAGAAGAUAAGGUUUCUUGAGGAUAUUUUACAAGAGAGUGGAGGAUUUGGAUGUGGACAUGUUAAUGAAGGAUAUGUUGAAGAAAAAUUUCAAGAAUCUGAGUAUAAUGAGGAGGAAUCUGGUGGUGAUGAGGUUGAAUUUGAUGGUGAAGAGGAUUUAUGUGACGAGGAUGAAGAAGAUUUUGAUGUUAAUAAAGUUAGUGAUGUGGAGGUGUAUGAAAGUAAAAUUUCAUCACAGAUAUUAACACCUGGUUUUGUUCAAGUUAAUGAUGAAGAUUAUGGGAAUGAUUUUCUUAAUGAUGAUGAAAAUGUUGAAGAUUAUGAUCAAGGGAAAUGUUCUGGUGGUCAGGGGGAUGGAAGUGGUCCACAUGAGGGCAAUAUUGGUAAAAAUCAUGUUGAAGGUAAAGGUGAUGAUGAUGAAGAUGAUGAACAAGGAAAUGGAAGUGGAUGUAAUAAAGAAGAGGCCAUGAAUUUAAAUUAUGUUGUUGAAAAUGUUACUAAGAGUGUGGGUCUAAUUGAUAGCCAGGAAGGUACUGAUGGUUGUUUAAAUCAGAAACUAGUUGAAGAUGAUGUGAAUUUGAAUUUGACUGGUAUUGAUGAUGAAAAUGUUGAAGAUUGUUCAAAUAAAAACAAGGAUUCAAAUGAGACUCGAUUAUUGAAAAAUGAUAUUGUUCCAAGUUUUAGUCUUGGAUUUAGUCAAGAUUCUGAAGGAAAUCCAGGGGAUAUUGUAUUGCUUAUGGAAACAGAUGUUAUUGGUUUUAGAGCUAAUUAUGAAAAUCUUUUUAAAAAAACCCAUUUGCAUGUUAGUGUUCUUGAUUCCUGGUCUCGUAUACUAAAUCAUCAAGAGAAAUUCAGAGAUGUUGUUAAUUCUCCACUCAGAUUGUUCAUGAAUUCUGACACUACUUUGUCAUUUGAAUAUACUCAUUUGAAUGAAACUGCAAAAUAUAAAUUUUUCAAGGACAACUUCUCUCGCAGUGUUUCUGGUGAUAGAGACUUGAAGGUUUUGAAGGAUGUUGAUAUGGUAUUUUUCCCGGUAUUGAAGCAUAAGCACAUAUAUCUUAUUGUUAUGAAUCUGAAGAAACGUGCUUUUGAGGUUAUCGAUAAUGGUGCAGAUGAUGUUGAUUUCGAUGAUAAGUAUGGUGCAGUUUUUAAACCUCUUAUUGUCAUAGAUAUUGUAGCUGACUCCGAGAACGCCACUUCCGCCAUUACUUAA